AAUUUUGCCUUCAGAAUUUUGCGCGGCGACGUAAUCCUUGUAAUCUCCACAAACUUUUUUGGAAUUCAUAAAAUUUUCUCUUUUCGCUGUUAAAUGAAAGAGUUCCAUAAAUUAAAUCUGUCGGCGAAAUCAACUUUUGUAUCUCCUAUAAAAUGAUCCUGAUCUCCAUUCCCCUUACCAUUACCAAUUACCCAUUAAUCUUCCCCAUAGCCAUAGCCACAGCACUCAAUGGGCUUCUUCUCAUUUGCUCAAACCUUUCCCCCAUGGCUUCUCACAGCCAUCUUCCUAAUCCUUCCUAUUCUCUACACCUUGUUUUCUCUUCUGAAACCGAAGAAAAAUUCAGCCAACCAACCCCCAAGCCCUAGAAAACUCCCCAUCAUAGGCAACCUCCACCAACUAGGUGAGAUCCCUCACUAUUCCCUAUGGAAACUCUCACACAAAUAUGGACCCAUCAUGCUUCUGCAACUGGGUCGGGUCCCGACCCUGGUCGUCUCAACCCCGGAAUUAGCUAAAGAAGUUCUAAGGACACAUGACCUUGAUUGUUGCACUAGACCUCUUUCCCGUGGCCAAAGAAAACUGUCCUACAAUUUCCUAGACCUGGCCUUUUCCCCUUACGGGGAAUACUGGAGAGAAAUGAAAAAGCUUUGCACUAUCGAGCUCUUAACCAACAAAAGGGUUCAAUCUUUUUGGUACGUUAGGGAAUCCGAGGUGGCCCACUUGAUUAGCACCGUAUCGCAAUCGAUCCCCAACCCGGUUGAUCUAAGUGACUUGAUCUUUUCUCUAACGAACAAUGUUAUAGGGAAAAUAGCAUUCGGGACGAGCCACAGGGGGAACCAGUUUGAGUAUGGAAAGCUGAAAGAUAUCGUUGACGACGCCAUGACUUUGCUCUGUGGGUUUUCAGCAUCAGAUUGUUUUCCGGGUAUCGGAUCUGCUCUCGAUUUGGUCACGGGGCUGCAGUGGAAGCUUGAGAGGUGCUUUCGAAAUCUUGAUACGUUCUUCCAAAAGGUAUUGGAAGAGCAUCUUGAUCCGGCUAGGCCGAAGCCACAGCGCGAAGAUAUCAUUGAUGUUAUGCUUGGAUUGGCUAAGGAUCGAACCACUGUUAUACAUCUUACAAAGGAUCAUAUGAAGGCAAUCCUCUUGGACAUUUUUCUGGGUGGCGUAGACACCAGUUCUGUUAGUAUAAUUUGGGCAAUGGCCGAACUUGCCAACAACCCAAGAUGCAUGGAAAAGGUCCAAACCGAAAUCCGAACCUGCAUCGGAAGAAAACCAAUGGUGGACGAAUCCGAACUAGACAAGCUCAAAUACCUGAAACUAGUAGUCAAGGAAACACUCAGGCUCCACCCUCCUGCCUCCCUUUUGAUACCCCACGAAACCAUAAGGCAGUGCAACAUUGGGGGUUAUGAUAUUGCCAAAAAAACAAGAAUCCUAGUAAACACGUGGGCAAUCGGGAGAGACCCCAAGAGUUGGGAAAACCCAGAGGAGUUUUACCCGGAGAGAUUUGAGGGCAGCGCAAUUGACUACAGGGGGCAUAAUUUCGAGUACCUUCCGUUCGGGUCGGGCCGGAGGAUGUGUCCGGGGAUUAACAUGGGUUCCACUUCUUUAAAGUUUACUGUGGCCAAUUUGCUGUAUUGUUUUGACUGGAAACUGCCUGAUGGGAUGAAGGAGCUUGAUAUGGGAGAGGAGUUUGGGCUGAAUAUAAGGAAGAAGGUGGCUUUGAAGCUUGUUCCUGUGAAGUAUAAUUGGGAGGACUACAAAUGCUGAAGGAAUGUGGAAGGGGACUUUUGCUUAAUUUUCUAGUGCUUUGGUGCUUUUAAGUUUUAACUAAUGAACAUCCUUCUGUUAUUUGGUAUAUAUGUAUUUAUGUGCUCAGAUGAUCUGAUUUGAGUUCAGUUUAUUCUAUGUUGUGAGAAUAUUAAAUAUAUGUUGGCUACAGAACUUAAUUGAUUAAGUCAUCUCAUUUUAGGAA
This is a messenger RNA of Rhododendron vialii, 1966 nucleotides long. Its product is annotated as 2-methylbutanal oxime monooxygenase-like. NCBI's taxonomy places the organism in Eukaryota, Viridiplantae, Streptophyta, Magnoliopsida, Ericales, Ericaceae. The record is from RefSeq and is a predicted model, not a curated record. The transcript is spliced from 3 exons. The coding region runs from base 229 to 1761 and encodes 510 amino acids. Gene Ontology annotation, molecular function: heme binding; monooxygenase activity; iron ion binding.